Messenger RNA from Rhizophagus irregularis DAOM 181602=DAOM 197198, 315 nucleotides. NCBI's taxonomy places the organism in Eukaryota, Fungi, Glomeromycota, Glomeromycetes, Glomerales, Glomeraceae. The record is from RefSeq and is a predicted model, not a curated record.
AUGACUGAUGUAGUUGAAGUUUUAAGUGCUCAGAUGCAGAAAGAAGCCUUGAAUACAAGGUUAGGGUUAGGUGCGUUGGCUAUAGAAUAUCUUAGAGUUAAGUUAGGGUUAGGGUUAGGGUUAGGUGCAUUGGCUAUAGAUAUCUUAGAGUUAGGAUUAGGAUGCAUUGGCUAUAGAUAUCUUAGGGUUAGGGUUAGGGAGCAGAAAAUGUAUAAUGAAGAUGACAAUCAUAGUGAAUUGAACACUCAAGAGGAUACUAAUAUUCCAGAUGAUAAAGUGAUUGAAACUAUUGAGGAUUGCUAUGAUUUUCGCUAG